UAUCUAUCCUUUCCGCUUCCUGUCUUCUCUUCGAUUUCUUCAGUUUCCACCAUUAAUCCAACCCACUUCCUUUCUAAUCAAUUUUCUUCAACCUAUUCAAUCCUUCAUCUCCUCUCUUUCAAUGGAUUGCUCACCUUACCUUCUUCACCGGCUGUGUGUUUAUAAAUCUUUCCCUUUCCCUUAUGUUUACCUAACGAUUAAACUUUCUGAGCCUCUUCUCUCUCACACGAAAAUUCCCAUGGAACCCAAAUCGAAACCUCCAGCCCCCACCGGUGAGAAGACCAAGAAGAAGAUCCUCUCCUCCUCCUCGACGGCUCAGCAAAAGGGCAAGUCUUCUGCUUCCGGCUCAAUCGACUUCAAAACUCAUGGAAAGACUUCUGUUUUGACUCCCACUCCGACAACACCAAAACGUCCUACGGCGCUCCAACCCACCAUAGCCGAUCAACUGAUGUUUUCCAGAGAUCUUACUCUCGGUCUACAUGAAGCAACCUGCCCUGUCUAAUGAGUUUCUUUCCCACUGUCACUUUCUCUUGAAAACUCAUCUUUCUCGCUGAUAAAGACAUGACGCCGGAGGCGGAGCGAUGGUGCGUCGUUACCAGUGGUGGAGGAUUCGCGGCGAGACAUCUGGUUGAAAUGCUUGUAUGCUACGAGAUGUUCCUCGUCUGAAUCGCUGAUUUGGCCCGGUCGAUUCAGCUCGAUCCUCAGGAACAGAGCGGAGUUCUCGGCGACGCAAUGAGAUCUGGUCGUGUUCAGUAUGUAUCCGCUGAUCUCCGCGAGAAAUCUCAAGUCGUCAAAGCUUUUCAGGGAGCGGAGGUGGUGUUUCACAUGGCAGCUCCUGAUUCUUCUAUCAAUAAUCACCACCUUCAGUACUCGGUUAAUGUUCAAGGAACCAAAAAUGUAAUUGAUGCUUGUGUCAUUGCUGGAGUAAAAAGGCUUAUCUAUACGAGCUCUCCUAGCGUCGUCUUUGAUGAUGUUCAUGGUAUUUUAAAUGGUUGUGAAUCAAAGGCUUACCCAUCCAAGCACAAUGAUUCAUAUUCAGCAACUAAAGCUGAAGGAGAAGCAUUGAUCAUGAAUGCCAAUGGCAGAAAUGGACUACUCACCCGCUGCAUACGUCCCAGCAGCAUUUUUGGUCCCGAUGAUAGAUUGUUGGUUCCCUCACUUGUUGCCGCUGCUAGGGCUGGAAAAUCCAAGAUUCACUGGAAGAACCAGUUUGAUUUACACGGGAUGGAGAGCAAACGUACUAUAAAAGCAAUAACUUUGAAAUAUUUUGGUUAUAGUGGAGGGGAGAGAGAACAAUCUUAAGUUUGUUUUACAAUGAAAAUGGGGGUAUGUAAGCAAGUAUAUUUUUUUUUAUUCUAAAAGUGUACAAUCUUACAUGGCUUUUGAUAUACCAACAAGUCAAUUCUUUUUUUUACAAGUCAAUACUUAAGUAAAACAUUUUAAUACCUUG
This is a messenger RNA of Eruca vesicaria subsp. sativa (arugula), 1450 nucleotides long. The record is from the annotation of a GenBank genome assembly. NCBI's taxonomy places the organism in Eukaryota, Viridiplantae, Streptophyta, Magnoliopsida, Brassicales, Brassicaceae.